AUGCCACAGAACGAACAUAUAGAGCAGCACAUCAGGCGGCACGGUCGCCGUCUGAAUUACCUCGAAAAGAAGCGAAAGAAGGAAGGAAGAGCUGCUCAUGAUCGUUCUAAGAAAGCGAAGAAAAUGAUCGGACUCAAGGCAAAACUUUACAACAAAGAGCGAAGAAAGGAAAAGAUCGAAAUGAAGAAGAAAAUCCUCAUGCACGAGAAGCGCGAUACCAAGCAAAAAGCCGAAGAGACUCAAGAAGGCGCUAUGCCUCACUAUCUUCUUGAUCGUGAGAAUCAGCAGAGAGCGAAAGUUCUCUCCAAUAUGGUCAAACAGAAGCGAAAGGAGAAAGCUGGCAAAUGGGAUGUUCCCCUUCCCAAAGUUCGAGCGCAGGCCGAAGCCGAAGUCUUCAAAAUGAUGACGUCGGGUAAACGAAAGAAGAAAGCGUGGAAACGAAUGGUCACCAAAGUCUGCUUCGUUCCUGAGGAUUUCACCCGAAAGAACCCAAAAUAUGAACGAUUCAUUCGCCCGAUGGCGAUGCGAUUCAAGAAAGCGCAUGUCACACAUCCAGAGCUCAAGGCGACCUUUUGUUUACCAAUCAUCGGUGUCAAGAAGAAUCCAUCCUCCCCAAUGUUUACUAGCUUGGGCGUGAUCACAAAGGGUACUGUCCUCGAAGUUAACAUCUCCGAGCUCGGUCUGGUCACACAGGGCGGUAAAGUCGUCUGGGGCAAAAUGGUUCAAUUAACGAUGAUUGCGAGAACCUCGGACGGGCUGCCGUUGACAGCCUCGCUCCAGGACGAAAACCUGACAGAUUAUCAGACUCGAGCAAAACAAAUUUUUCGAAAACUAAAUCACGCAUCCGCUCCAAAACUCGCCAUCGAGCACAAUAACAUGAUCUUUUACUAUCAAAUUGACAAGGGAGUGUGCUAUUUAUGUCUCUGCGAAAGAAACUUUUCAAAGAAGCUUGCCUUCGCAUACCUUGAUGAUCUGCAGUCCGAGUUUUACGUUCAGUACGGGAAUCGAAUCGACAAGGUCACCCGUCCAUAUCACUUCAUUGAGUUCGACACUUACAUCCAAAAAGCGAAAAAAUCCAUUCUCGAUACUCGAAACCACUCGGCCUUGAAAAACGUCGCCAACGAGCUCCAAGAUGUCCAGAAAAUUAUGGUCGCAAAUUUGGACGAAGUCCUCGCCCGUGGAACGAGCUUAGACGUGAUUCAAAGCAAAUCUUCCAACCUCUUGAGCUACUCGCAGCAAUACCGAGACGAAGCAAAACAGCUCAAUAGGAAAUCAAAUCUAAUCAAAGUCGGCGGCGCUCUGACCUUCAUCCUCUGGAUCGUCUGGUACUUUAUCCUAUAA
Molecule: messenger RNA, 1341 nt
Organism: Oikopleura dioica
Lineage: Eukaryota; Metazoa; Chordata; Appendicularia; Copelata; Oikopleuridae
Source: the annotation of a GenBank genome assembly